AUGAGCUCGUCAAGCGACCUAUCCAGUCUCCCUACGCCGCCGGCUUGCAUUGCCGACUUUUGCUUGAUACCCCUCGGUACACCGACGGCGUCAGUGUCCAAGGAGGUGGCAGAGGUGCAGCGGGUGUUGAAGAGAAGCGGGCUAGUGUACAAGAUGCACUCUGCUGGAACGACGGUCGAGGGCUCGUGGGAGGAGGUGAUGAGGGUCAUCGGGCAAUGUCACGCUUUGCUGCAUCAGAACGGGGUGGUGAGGAUCCAGAGCGACAUCAGAGUCGGGUCGCGGACGGAUAAGAAGCAGAGUGCCGAGGACAAGGUUGCGGCCGUCGAAAAGUUGCUCGGCGAGAGCGAGGAGGAUGCGAAUUGA
Messenger RNA from Plenodomus lingam JN3, 363 nucleotides. RefSeq lists its product as uncharacterized. Gene Ontology annotation, cellular component: cytosol. The record is from RefSeq and is a predicted model, not a curated record. NCBI's taxonomy places the organism in Eukaryota, Fungi, Ascomycota, Dothideomycetes, Pleosporales, Leptosphaeriaceae.